Molecule: messenger RNA, 661 nt
Organism: Staurois parvus
Lineage: Eukaryota; Metazoa; Chordata; Amphibia; Anura; Ranidae
Source: the annotation of a GenBank genome assembly
AUGCACCUUUCUGAGCUGUGUGGCUGGUGCAAGCACUUAAGAGCUUUUGUACCAUUCUUCCUGAUUAGUGGCAUGGUGGUGGGGAUCUACUUUAUCCUGGAGGCCAUCGUGAACAGCGGACCUCUCUCUGACGAACAUUUCUAUGAUCGGAUUGACCUUCAGCAACCUAAAAUAAUCCCUUCAUACCGUGGACUGAAUCCAACUAUAUACAGCAGCCUCAGGUUGCCUACUGACAUUAAUCCUACACAGCAAUUUACAUUUGGCUUUGGAUUGGGUUUUUUCUCUUUCUUGGACAUUAGCUCUUGUGGUGUUGUACUUUCAGGAAAGUUUUAUUUUGCGUGUGAAGUAUGAGGAUCCACAGGCUGCAGAUGGUCUUGCAGGAGCCCUGGAUACUCGACAGCAAAAUACCGGAGCGAUUCAAGUACCACAAAACAACUUUAUGGAAGAUAUUGAGCAAUGGCUUUCCGCAGAUGUUGAGGAAGAGAUCGAGGGGGAGGAUGGAGUCACUAGUGAAGAAUUUGAUAAAUUCCUAGAGGAGCGGGCAAAGGCUGCAGAUCGACUACCAUCCUUGACUUCUCCCACAUCGGAUGCUCCCCGGGCAGCAACAAGCACAGGACAGAGCAGGAAAGAAAAAGAUGAAGAAGCCCUUUUUGGGUUGUGA